AUGCCAGAAGCCGCAGAUGCGGAGAGCUGGGGCUCCACACGCAUCAGGUUCCAGAAAUUCUCCUGCCAGUGGACCAUCAGCAACUUCCACUUAUCUGGAGGGUUUUGGAGAGACAUUAGAAGUCCAACUUUCUCAUCAGGAGCCAAUGGCCAAGAGAAGUGGUGUUUGAAACUACACCCGACCGGGGUAGACAAGGAACAGAGGUCACCUGUUUACCCGGCGUUGCUCAGCUGUCCACAAAGCCCAGUUUGGGUGAAGUUCCAGUUUUGGAUAUUAAAUGUGGGCAGAGAUAAAAGCAAUAUCGGGGAGAGCCAAAGUGUCAACAGCUUCCUGCCAGGCCACCACAGGGGAUUCAAAAAGUUCAUCCUUCGAGAUUUCCUCUUGUCCCAGACGCAUUGGCUACUGCCGGACGACAGGCUCACUCUCUUCUGCAAGGUGAGUGUGCUCGGAGGCUCCUACACCAUCUCUGGACAGGAGCUGAGCCCUGUGAUCAAUGUUCCAAGUUGCACGUUGACCGAUGACAUAGGGGAGCUGUGGGAGACUUCUCGCUUCACAGACUGCUGCCUGUCAGUAGCUGGUCACCAAUUCCGGGCUCACAAGGCCUUUCUAGCAGCUCGCUCUCCAGUUUUCAGAGCCAUGUUUGACCAUGAGAUGGAGGAGAGCCUUAGCAACCACGUUGAAAUCAAUGACCUGGAUCCUCAAGUCUUCAAGGAGAUGAUGGGAUUCAUUUACACGGGGAAGGCGCCAAAUCUCAACACCUUGGCCCCUGCUGUGCUGGCGGCUGCUGACAAGUAUGGCUUGGAGCAGUUGAAGGUCAUGUGUGAGGACGCCCUCUGCAGACACCUCUCAGUGGAGAAUGCUGCUCACACUCUCUUCCUGGCUGACCUCCACAGUGCACAACAGCUGGAAAUGGAGGCCCUGGGUUUCAUUACAGUUCAUGCUUCCGAGGUCUCUGAGACUUCAGGGUGGAAGGAAAUGGUGAACUCAUACCUGCACCUGGUGGCUGAAUCUUACAGAUCGCUGCCUUCUGCACAGGAAACUUUCCUGAAAUCUCCUCUCAAAGGCCUGAAGGAAAUCUAG
Molecule: messenger RNA, 1080 nt
Organism: Acomys russatus (golden spiny mouse)
Lineage: Eukaryota; Metazoa; Chordata; Mammalia; Rodentia; Muridae
Product: speckle-type POZ protein-like
Biological process (GO): proteasome-mediated ubiquitin-dependent protein catabolic process; regulation of proteolysis
Cellular component (GO): cytoplasm; nucleus
Molecular function (GO): ubiquitin protein ligase binding
Source: RefSeq, a predicted model, not a curated record